Messenger RNA from Diutina rugosa, 1599 nucleotides. It is a transcript of the gene SAS10, whose product is annotated as rRNA-processing protein. Lineage: Eukaryota; Fungi; Ascomycota; Pichiomycetes; Serinales; Debaryomycetaceae. Bases 1 to 1599 code for a protein of 532 amino acids. The transcript has a single exon. The record is from RefSeq and is a predicted model, not a curated record. Gene Ontology annotation, biological process: maturation of SSU-rRNA from tricistronic rRNA transcript (SSU-rRNA, 5.8S rRNA, LSU-rRNA). Gene Ontology annotation, cellular component: small-subunit processome; nucleolus.
AUGAGCAGCGACUUGGACGACGUCGACGCCUUCGACCAGCAGCGCAAUCGCAUCCUCUUGGAGCAGGCGGGCGAGUAUGCUCGUCACAGCGACGCCAGCGACUACUCCGACGAUGAGGAAGAGGUGCUUGCCCUCGAUAACGGCGAUGCCCACGGCGGCGAUAGCGACGACGACGACGAAGAAGACGACGAAGACGACAAUUUAGACGAAGAGCAAGACGGUGAAGUUGACGAAGACGACGACGACGCCGCGGCGGCGUGGAACGACGUCUACGGCGGUGACGACGCCGACGGCACCGAGGAAGCGCUCAAACAGCAGAAGCGCCACCUCCAGGACCUCGCCAUGGACGAUUACGUUGACGAAGAGGUGGAAGAGGAGUGGCAGCGGGUGAAGGAGCUGCUGGAAAAGCUGGCGACGGUGUUUAGCAUCCGCGAUGCCGCCGAGAUGGCCACUGAAGAUAAGCUGAGGCUUCUAAAACAAAUGUUCCCUGAGUUCAUGCCGUUGGUCAAGGAGAUGGUCCAGUUGCAGCCUCAGCUCGACCAGCUUGAAGCUCUCCCUGCUAACGACCUUGUCACUGCCAAAGUUGCCGCUCUCCGCAGUUACUUGGGCACGGUGUCGCUGUACUUUGCUCUUUUCGUCGAUAAUCUCGCCCAGGGGGACCUGUUUACGACGAUGAAGGACCUGCCGGUGAUGCCGAUGCUUCUCCAAGCGCGAGAGGUGUGGCGCCAGGCGCUGGAACUCCCCGACGAGGCGGUGGAACCGUUUGACGAUGACUCCCUCGACCAUGUUGAACAAGAAGAAAUUGUUGACGAAGACAUGGAAGCACCCGAAGAAGAUGAAGAAAUGGAAGUUCUCGAAGAAGAAGAAGAUGACGAAGACGUUGACGACCUACUGGAAGCUGACGAGGCUGAAGCUGACACUGCUGAAUUCACCAUUGAUACCACUAAGCAGCGCACGUUACCCUCUGUCGACAAGUUUGCCACCACUGUUGACGACGAAGACAAACAACGCCGCAAGAAGGCACUUUCGUUCUACACCUCCAAGAUCGACAAGGCGCAACAACGCCAAGCCGCCCACGUCGAUGUCGGUGGCGACCACGACAUCCCCUACAAGGAAAGAGAGUUUGAACGCCGACAGCGGCUUCUUGAGGAAGCCCGGCAACGCGGGCUCGGCGGUGGUGACCUUGGUAACGACGAUGACGAAAGUGACCAUGGCGAUGGCCAGGGUGAAGUUGGUGAAGAUGACUACUACGACCAGGUGAAGCAGGCCCGCGACCACAAGAAACAGGCGCGGAAGGAGGCCCACGUGGCGGCGAAGCAGGCGAUGAAGGAGGGCAAGCUCGCCGAGGUGAUGGAGCUGCUCGGCGACGACGGCAAGCGGGCGGUCAACUACCAGAUCCUCAAGAACAAGGGGCUCACGCCGCACCGGAAGAAGGAGUACCGCAACGCCCGUGUCAAGAAGCGGAAGCAGUACGAAAAGGCGAAGAAGAAGCUCAAGUCGACGCGGGCAGUCUACGACGCCGACGCCGCCCGCGGUCCUUACGAGGGGGAAAAGACGGGUAUCAAGAAGAACCUCUCGAGAAGUGUCAAGUUGGUGUAA